Molecule: messenger RNA, 1044 nt
Organism: Batrachochytrium dendrobatidis JAM81
Lineage: Eukaryota; Fungi; Chytridiomycota; Chytridiomycetes; Rhizophydiales
Exons: 1
Coding region: 1-1044 (347 amino acids)
Source: RefSeq, a predicted model, not a curated record
AUGAGAUACACAGGUGUUUCAAUCCUUGCUGCUUUUACUUUGACUAGCAGAGUUUAUGCUAUACUUCCAGAACACCUGCAUGAUUCUUUAUCUAGUACCACAUCCGCCGCCAGCUCUCAGUAUACUUUACAAGCAGUGGGCAAUCAGCCCAGUGAUGAACCAGAUUUUCAGAAUGUUUUAGAAACAGAUGAUGAGUUGGAAGACGAUUCGGAUUUUUUGGGUAUAUCACAAAAGGAUGCUCUUACACCAAGCUAUCCAUCUGCUUUGCUAAUUUUAAGAAAAGUAGUUCCUCACUUUGAAUCGGAUAGCUCUGAACGUCGCAAUAUUGUUGGAUUGUUCGACAUGGCGAUGGCUUCAGUAAGCAAAAUGGUUUCCAGUGAAGCAAAAAGUGUAAUUGAUGACAUAAAAUACAGGUUUGAUUCUUUUACAGUCAGUACAAUUAAUCGGAAUGGUCCUUAUAGGGUAAAGGAGUAUUGGGACAGGUAUGAGGCUUUCGGGUUGCUGUUGGCCUCUAUUCCAGAAUCACCCAAAUUCCUAGAUUUAAAUGGAUGGCAUCAAGGUUCUGGUACACCAAGUACUCAGACUGACCCAUCUAUUUAUAAACAUCGACUUUCAGUCUACUUGAACUCGGCUUGGUUUUUAACCAACAGAUAUUGCAAAUGGAUCAACAAGGCUUUGGCACUUUUUAACCGAUUCGAUAUUCAAACCAAGCACGAACCAACACUCGGAAUGUUUGACGAGUUUAAAAAGUGUCUCGUACAUAUCGGCGAAGCUUUUCAAGCGGAGCGACGCAAAAUAUAUGGUGUGGUUACAGCUUUACAAGACGAUCCAGUUGCACUACAAACCUCGAUUCAGUUGGUUAUGAAUGCAAUGGAUGAAACUCGACAUGCACAGCAUAUUCUAAAAGACUCGCUUUUGGCAUUAGCUGUAAGCUAUUUUAAACAUGACUUGCACAGUGAGUCACUAAUUCAGUGGCUAUAUGAUGUGUGGUUCUAUGCUCAUUACAAAAUAACGGAUAUGGCGACAGAAUUGCAAAAUCAAUAA